Messenger RNA from Emiliania huxleyi CCMP1516, 1512 nucleotides. RefSeq lists its product as hypothetical. NCBI's taxonomy places the organism in Eukaryota, Haptophyta, Isochrysidales, Noelaerhabdaceae. The transcript has a single exon. Bases 44 to 1432 code for a protein of 462 amino acids. The record is from RefSeq and is a predicted model, not a curated record.
AAAAAGGCGGCCUCGAAUUGAGCCUGGCUGCCGCCGGUCCUCCAUGCUGGCAGCAUUUGCCGCCGCCGCCGCCGCGACCUCCCAGGCUCACGACGUCUGGGGCACGGGCGUCAACACCACAGGUUGGGCCGUCUUUGCCAUCACCGACUUUGCGAUCGGCGGCCUCACCAAGGCGCCUGAUGCUCAAGUCGAGGUGAUCGUCGAGCCAAAGAUGUCUUCGGGAAGGCCCGAGGUGUCGCACCUUUCCAAAGUGCUCUACGGCUCUACCAGCGGCGUCUUCGAUCUGCACGUCUACCUGCCCGCCGACAGCUCGGCGGUGACCGUGAACUUGUACGACCACUGCAGCUGGCAGGAGCCUGGCGAGCUGAUCUUCACAACCCGCUACGAUCUGGCAGACUGCCCGGCCGAGCAGUCGGCGACACAGGGCUGUGCGCUGGCGUGGCAAGAGCCCGUGGAGCUGCCACCGCUGUUGGCAGCCAAACAGUUCCCUUGGCACCCUUGGGCGGCGUCACCCGGCGAGCGGUCGGCACGCCUCCUCGGGUACCAUGCGACUGGAGCAGAGAUGGUGAGCCGGGUGCGGGUGGCGAGUCGACGCGGUGUGGGCGUGCAGUUUGAGGACGUGUCGCGCGACCCGGCAAGGUUCGCGCUGGGCCGCAUCCAGAAUGAUGCGAUUGAAACGCAGCUCUUCUUUGCGGAGGCGGGCUCCGUAUUCCCUGAGGCGCUGCACGGGCUGUGGUGGAUGGACCAGCGUGGCGUCUCGCUGAAGGACGGGCCGUAUCCGUCGGAUCCGGAGUACACCCAGGUCUGCCUUGGAGCUGCCGAGGAGAACCUCAUCUCGUUUGGGGAAGCGUCCUGGGACAACGAGACGCGGUGCGCUUCCGGCGUGCGGCAAUACAGCGGCGGCCCGCUCUCUGGCCACUGGACCUGGUUCGAUGAGUCUGGGAAUGGUGAGAGCAAACCGUGGAGCAGCGGCGCCGACUGGAUCCUAAAGUACGAGUUCUGCUUCUCUAGCGAUGACUUUGACCAGAUCGAUGUGAGAACAAAAAUUACAAACGACGCGCUCGGCGAGAUUACGCUGCCGACGUUCGCUACGAUGGUUCGGACGAGCUGGGGAUGGGACCGUGUCACCACGAUUCCGGACGCUCCCGCAAAGCUGACGGAGUUUCUCAAGACCGCCUCUAUCGACUCGGGCCUAGCUGAUUGGGUUCAGGCCAAGUUCGGACCGGGCUACGGCGACUUUGCAGCUUCCGGCUUCGCCUGCCAUUACCCGUUGCGCCAGGUCGUUGACGGUACGGGCAAGAGGACUGACGCUUACAGCGAGUACCUCGCGUACGUCAACAUGCAGACCGAGUGCGAGGAGGCCAGCUUCGAAUGCCCCCGAAACCGGGGCAGGGGGACGCAGCUCGUCGGAAGGCUGGCGUUGCCGCGAUGAAGGAGACGCAGGUGCGGCUAAGUGAUAAAAUCACAUUCUCCUGCGUUCUGUUCGUAUGUUUACAGAGAUACGCGCCGAAA